Physeter macrocephalus (sperm whale) is the source of this 587-nucleotide messenger RNA. RefSeq names its product ATP-binding cassette sub-family F member 2-like. The annotation marks the transcript as partial. The transcript is spliced from 3 exons. The record is from RefSeq and is a predicted model, not a curated record. NCBI's taxonomy places the organism in Eukaryota, Metazoa, Chordata, Mammalia, Artiodactyla, Physeteridae. Gene Ontology annotation, molecular function: ATP binding.
GACGACGGGGAGGAGGCCGGAGGCAAACAGGAGGAGGAAGCCCGGGAAAGUGAGGCGGCCGACUAGAGCGCGGAGCGCCAAGUUGUGGGGAAACUGGAGACCGGGACCUGUGCCGAGGGGCCGAACCCGGUCCCUAAGUGGAGGCCCUGAAAGGAGGCUUCCUGAAAGAACAGUAACGUUCCCUUGUGGUUCAUCACCAUGCCUUCCGACCUGGCCAAGAAGAAGGCAGCCAAAAAGAAGGAAGCUGCCAAAGCACGACAGCGGCCCAGAAGAGGACAUGAAGAAAACGGAGAUGUUGUCACAGAGCCACAGGUGGCAGAGGAGAAAAAUGAGGAGGCCAAUGGCCAAGAGACCACAGAAGUGGAUUUGCUGACCAAGGAGCUAGAGGACUUUGAGAUGAAGAAAGCUGCUGCUCGAGCUGUCACUGGCGUCCUCGCCUCUCACCCCAACAGUACCGAUGCCCACAUCAUCAACCUCUCCCUCACCUUUCAUGGUCAAGAGCUGCUCAGUGACACCAAACUGGAAUUAAACUCAGGCCGUCGUUACGGCCUCAUUGGCUUAAAUGGAAUUGGUGAGGCCCUUGGAAA